GACUGGGGUCAGAACUGGCAGAGACGUGCCAGCCAGACGGAGAAGCACCAACAGGUUCCGUCUAGAUGCCCUGCCCUCGGCCGCCGUGGCUCCCCCGCCCCCGGACCCCUCAGGGCUCAAGCCCCAGCUCCCCGAGCUCACUCUCCGCGACCCGCUCCCCCAGCAGGGAGGGGGGCGAAGACGACGACGGCGAGGAGGAAGAAGGGGACAGCAGCCCAGUCUUGGGCCCCAUCCUGCCCUCCGCGUCCCCAGUGGAGUGUCUCAUUUGCGUGUCUCCCUUCGACGGGGUGUUCAAGUUGCCUAAGCGCCUGGAUUGCGGCCACGUCUUCUGCCUCGAGUGCCUGGCUCGCCUGUCCCUGGCCACGGCGGGGGGCGGCGACGCGGUGGCCUGUCCUGUGUGCCGCGCGCCCACGCGCCUGGCUCCGCGUCGAGGGCUGCCCGCGCUGCCCACGCAGCCAGGCCUGCUGCCCCGCGAUGCGCACGUGGCGCCGCCGCGCCAGGGCUCCGUGCGCUUUGACCGCCGCCGCGGCCUGCUCUACCUGCGCCCGCCGCCGCCCCCGCCUGGGCCGCGCAAGUUCCGCGCGGCGCGCCCGCCGCCGCCCCCGCCGCCGCUGCGCCUCGGCCGCCCACUGUCUCGCCGCCUCUCCUGGACCAGCCCGGCCUGGGCCUUCAACGCGGCCGUGGCGCUGGCGGUGCUGGUGGCGGCGGGCCUCGUCGUCUCUGGCGUCUACAUCUUCUUCCUCAUCCCGCACGCCACCUCCUCUGGUCCCGCACGGCCCCAGCUCGUGGCGCUCGCCCCGGCGUCCGGGUUCUCCUGGUUCCCGCCACAGCCCGCAUCGGGGACACCCUGGACCCCUGCCUGGACACCGCGCCCUGUGGGCCCCGACCAGGACACUGCCCUGCCCGGGGCUGCGGAAGACGUGCUGGAGCCUGAGGGGGUCUCCGAGGACACAGCCGAGGUCGAAGGAACUCUGGACAGGCCCCCGGAUGGCCUGUGGGGGGCAGAGGGUGAACCCGGCAGGGCCCCACGGGGCUGGAGCAGGAGGAGGGUGUGGGGGCCACAGUAAACGCAUCUGUGCUGCAGGUCCUGUCUCCAGGCCUGGGGACCUCCCUGUAGUCCUGGUGGGGCCCUACCAGGAUCACUUGCCAUGAUCCUAGAGGAGGCCUCAGCAGGGUGCAUUGAAAGCGCUCACUUCUAUGAGGGAGGCCUAGAGGGAACAUUCCAGGCAUCAUCACCACGGAGCAGGGACCCUCCCAAGGAGCACCCCUGCCUUCAUUCCCACAAGGGCCCUCUGGGAGCACCCAUGACCCCAAUCAAUAUGGGCAUCCAGCUGAGGCAACCCUGACCCCCAUCUUUGAAAAGGUCCUGCUGGGAGGCACUCCUAAACCAGGUCUCCACGAGGGUCCAGUUGGGAGUACCCUUGAUACUCAUCUCAGGGACUCCAGCUGGGGUGCCCCUCUGACCAACGUCCAACAUCCUGCAGGUACCCUGCUAGAGGCACCAUCAGGCCCUACAGAGUCCUACUGAGUGCACCCCCAGUCAUCAUCAGGCCCAUAGGGGAGCAUCCUCAGCUAGCAACUAGGGCUGAAGGCUCUGAUUUACUCAUCUGAUUUACUCUGAGCUCACCACAGGUCCUGUCUUUGGUGGCAAAGCCGCUACUGCUGCUGGUCUCUAGUGAUAUCUCACUGCCUGGCCUACUGCAGUCCCCACCCCUGCCAAGGCUGUGGAGUUCUUUUCCACUCUGCUGCAUGCAGAUUUGGUCUGGGUGGGAUCCAGCUGUUUCCAUGCUGGUCCUGGGUUGUCUCUCUGCACUCGUGGCUGGGGCUUGGGCUUGGAGGGACAGGGGUGGCCUAGCCAGGGCUGAGGAGGGACACAUAGGGUCUAAGCCUCAAAGUAGCCUCUACUACUGCCUUGGCCCACAGCUUCUGGGAUCCUCCCAGAAAUGCUGUGGGGCAGUUGUGGUCACCAAGGCUCAAAGACGCCAAGAUUGCCCUCUGGGUCAGUGCCACAUGAUUUGGGGAGUGGGUGCUCCUGGGCUGCUAGGAGACAUGCUGGCCUGUCUUCCUAGAUGCUGGAACCCGCGUCACUCCCAUUUCCACUCAUUAAUUUCUUAGGGUCCGUUAUUGCACCUCCUCUUCCCAUCAACCUUUUUGGCACCCUUAUUGUUCCCCUAGGUGAAGCCUCAGCCCUGGGCAGCAGCCUACAGGGAGGGCGGUUCUUGGGCUCCUAUCCUCCUCUCAGAAGCCUUCCUGGGUUAGUCAUUACAAGGUAGAUAGCUGUCAUCCUCAACACAAACUGAACAGUUCUGUUUCCCCCCAGGCUCUGGAGCCCACAUCCUGUCUCACUUCAUCCAAAGUCAGAGUUCUGUGCAUAGUGGGUAGGAAUCCAGCAUUUUCCAGAGAUAAAGAUUACUUCCAUGGG
This is a messenger RNA of Canis lupus familiaris (dog), 2422 nucleotides long. RefSeq names its product ring finger protein 225 (gene RNF225). The transcript has 2 exons. Gene Ontology annotation, biological process: protein ubiquitination. NCBI's taxonomy places the organism in Eukaryota, Metazoa, Chordata, Mammalia, Carnivora, Canidae. The record is from RefSeq and is a predicted model, not a curated record. Gene Ontology annotation, molecular function: ubiquitin protein ligase activity. Bases 66 to 1067 code for a protein of 333 amino acids.